Molecule: messenger RNA, 1618 nt
Organism: Lycium ferocissimum
Lineage: Eukaryota; Viridiplantae; Streptophyta; Magnoliopsida; Solanales; Solanaceae
Product: endo-1,4-beta-xylanase 5-like
Exons: 2
Coding region: 583-1569 (328 amino acids)
Biological process (GO): carbohydrate metabolic process
Molecular function (GO): hydrolase activity, hydrolyzing O-glycosyl compounds
Source: RefSeq, a predicted model, not a curated record
UGUAGAUUCUGCUAUAGUAGCAGCUACAUUGAAGGUAGACAAUUCAUCAUUAUCAAAAUGUAUAGGAACUGUUACAGCCAAGAAAGGAUGCUGGUCUUUUCUCAAAGGUGGUUUCCUUUCGAAUUCACCUUCCAAUUCUUCUCAGAUACAUUUUAAGAAUUUGGAUCGAAAAAAAAGUUACGUGGAUGUAGAGAUUAUUGCCUAUUCCUUACAGCCAUUCACAGAGAAGCAAUGGAUAUCAAAUCAAGUUAAAGGGAUAAACACGGCAAGAACUAAGCACCUUUUGACUCAAUUAAGUUAUUACAGUUAUUCAGAAUACAGGCAUAACAGAAAAAUUAGUUAUAUUUCAGGAAAGGAAGCGUGCUGUUACCAUCCAUGUUGUAGAUGAAAAUGGAUUCAGGUUGCCAGGUGCAGCAGUAAAAGUAAAGCAAAUCUCAACAGAUUUUCCAUUUGGAUCUGUGAUAUCGAGAACCAUACUAGGAAAUUUGCCUUACCAGGUCUUUUAUUUUUUUCAUCUCUUAAAGAGUAUAAGUAGUUAAAAUAAUGAUGUCGCAAUUGAUCUUCAUGACAUUAAAAUGAAUAAUGUUAUUCCAGGAAUGGUUCCUCAAGCGAUUCAAAGCAACGGUUUUUGAAAAUGAGCUCAAGUGGUUAAAGACAGAGCCAGUACCUGGGAAAGUCAAUUAUACUGUAGUGGAUCAGAUGAUAGAAUUCGUCCGAAAAAACAAACUUAUAGUCAGAGGACACAACAUAUUCUGGGAUGACCCUUAUUAUGUACAAGGUUGGCUCAAAAACCUGACAGCUCCUCAGUUGCAAAAAGCAAUCAAAUCCAGAAUUAAAAGUUUAAUGAGAAAAUACAAAAAUGAAUUUUUUCACUGGGAUGUAAACAACGAACUCAUCCAUUUCAAGUUUUAUGAGGAAAAACUCGGACCUAAUGCUACCUUGAAUAUGUUCAGGCAAGUGCACCGUGAAGAUCCACUGGCAACCCUGUUUCUCAACGAAUACAACAUUGUUGAACGGUGUGACUCGAAUUCCACUGUGGACAUGUACAUCGAUAAGUUCAAGGAACUCAAGAAUGGGGGGGUGAAACUGGCUGGAAUUGGGCUAGAGAGUCAUUUUGAUGUGCCGAACCCUGCUUUCAUGAGAGCUGUUCUUGAUCAAUUGGCAACACUGAAGCUUCCUAUUUGGCUCACAGAAGUGGACGUUAAAAGAGAGUUAGGACCGGAAAAACAUGCUUUGUACUUGGAGCAAAUUUUAAGAGAGGCAUACUCACAUCCAAGUGUGAACGGGAUCAUGCUUUGGACAUCACGCAAUGCAGGAGGUUGCUACCAAACAUGCCUUACGGACGAGAAAUUCCAUAACCUACCUGCAGGGGAUGUUAUUGACAAGCUUCUACUGAAAGAAUGGCAAACUGGGAAUAAACAUGGCAAAACGAAUGAGUUUGGUUCCUACAGCUUCCAAGGUUUCUUAGGUGAAUACAAGGUUACUGUUAUUUACGAUCACAAAAUCGUCAAGUCUUACUUCACACUAGGCCGUGGUGUCGAUACUAAGCACAUCACCGUUCAUAUUUAGAUAAACAUACUCAAGAUGUAAUGUAGCUCUCAAUAAACUGAACAAGAAU